Salarias fasciatus (jewelled blenny) is the source of this 963-nucleotide messenger RNA. RefSeq names its product voltage-dependent calcium channel gamma-5 subunit. The record is from RefSeq and is a predicted model, not a curated record. Gene Ontology annotation, cellular component: postsynaptic density membrane; AMPA glutamate receptor complex. Gene Ontology annotation, biological process: neurotransmitter receptor transport, postsynaptic endosome to lysosome; transmission of nerve impulse; positive regulation of synaptic transmission, glutamatergic. NCBI's taxonomy places the organism in Eukaryota, Metazoa, Chordata, Actinopteri, Blenniiformes, Blenniidae. The coding region runs from base 82 to 915 and encodes 277 amino acids. Gene Ontology annotation, molecular function: voltage-gated calcium channel activity; channel regulator activity. The transcript has 6 exons.
ACCGAGGCUUCUUUCAGCGAGUCUUCUUCGAGAAGCUCCCCUUUUAGCCAGCAGUGCUCCACCUGCUGUGAAGGCCGUGGCAUGAGCCUGUUUGGCAGGAAGGCGCUGACGUUGCUGAGCAGCGUGUUCGCUGUUUGCGGCCUCGGUCUGCUGGGGAUCGCCGUGAGCACCGACUACUGGCUCUACCUGGAAGAAGGAGUCAUCCUUCCCCUCAACCAGAGCACGGAGAUACGCAUGUCCCUCCACUCGGGGCUGUGGAGGGUCUGCUUCUUAGCCGGGGAUGAGAAAGGACGGUGCUUUACCAUCGAGUAUGUGAUGCCCACUAACGUCCAGAUGACUUCCGAGUCCACUGUUAGUGUGUUGAAAAUGAUUCGAUCUGCCACGCCCUUUCCUCUGGUCAGCCUCUUCUUCAUGUUCAUCGGAUUCGUGCUCAGUAACAUCGGCCACAUCCGACCACAUCACACCAUACUGGCCUUCGUCUCUGGAAUCUUCUUCAUCCUGUCAGGCCUGUCCCUGGUUGUCGGACUGGUGUUGUACAUCUCCAACAUUAACGACGAGAUGUUGAACAGGACCAAAACUAAUGAGGCUUACUUCAGCUACAAAUACGGCUGGUCCUUUGCCUUUGCUGCCAUCUCCUUCCUGCUCACAGAGACGGCGGGCGUCAUGUCAGUGUACUUGUUCAUGAAGCGCUACACUGCAGAGGAGAUGUACAGACCCCAUCAGGGCUUCUACCGGCCUCGCCUCAGCAACUGCUCAGAUUACUCCGGUCAGUUCCUCCACCCGGACGCCUGGGCGGGACGCGGCCGCAGCCCCUCCUCCAUCUCCUCCGAGGCCUCCCUGCAGAUGAACUCCUCACACUACCCCGCCCUCCUCAAGUGCCCGGAGUACGAACAGAUGUCCUCGUCGCCGUGCUGAGGCCAGAAGGUCACUUGGGUCUGCCGAGAUUUCAGCACGAUGUUGUCU